Messenger RNA from Chelmon rostratus (copperband butterflyfish), 2393 nucleotides. RefSeq names its product potassium voltage-gated channel subfamily A member 7-like. The transcript is spliced from 3 exons. Bases 197 to 1789 code for a protein of 530 amino acids. Gene Ontology annotation, molecular function: delayed rectifier potassium channel activity; protein binding. Gene Ontology annotation, biological process: potassium ion transmembrane transport; protein homooligomerization. Gene Ontology annotation, cellular component: voltage-gated potassium channel complex; membrane. NCBI's taxonomy places the organism in Eukaryota, Metazoa, Chordata, Actinopteri, Chaetodontiformes, Chaetodontidae. The record is from RefSeq and is a predicted model, not a curated record.
CUGUGCAGUCAGACAGACAUGAUGACAGAGAGAAAGACGGACAACCUGAGGAGCCACAUGAGAAGGACGAUGUGAUUUUUCUUCCUGCCAUUAGUCUCUGUCUGCAGCUGUUUUGCACCUAACACGGUUUGCUUUUGAGUCCAGGUGUUCUACAAACUAUCAGGAGAGUGGCGUGUUGCGCUCUCCCUGGCCUAGCAUGGACAGCAGUGACCCAAAUGAAGACAAGAGGGGCGGCAGAAGGAAAGAGGGCGACGGGGAGAAAGACAAACAGCUGAAGAACCAGCUCAACAUCGAGGAGAAAGGAGAGAAGGAGGUCAAAGGGAACGAGAAAGAGAAGAAGAAAGAGAGCCGGCGUUCUGGGUCUCUGUGGAGGAAUGGGUGGGCGUUGAGUGAAAGACUGGCCAUCAACGUCUCAGGGAUGCGCUAUGAAACCCAGCUUCGUACUUUAGCCCAAUUCCCCGACUCCUUGCUUGGGGACCCCAGGCGGAGGUCGCGCUACUUUGACCCACUUCGAAACGAGCUCUUCCUGGACCGCAAUCGGGCCUGCUUCGACGCCAUUCUGUACUUUUACCAGUCAGGCGGGAGGCUUCGGAGGCCCGCCAACAUACCCCUGGACAUCUUCAUGGACGAGCUGCUGUUCUAUGAGCUCGGGGAGGAGAUCAUGAGCCGCUUCAAGGAGGACGAAGGCUUUCCGAAAGAGGAGGCAAGCCCGCUGCCAUCCAACGAAAUCCAGAGACGACUGUGGAUGCUGUUUGAGCACCCCGAGUCCUCCUCGGGGGCGCGAAUCAUAGCCAUCAUCAGUGUGAUGGUCAUUGUGGUGUCCAUCCUCAUCUUCUGCCUGGAGACGCUGCCCGACUUCAGGAAUGAGAAAGAGACUCGAGAGGAAUAUUUUUACAAGUACCACUCCCAGGCAAAGAACGUAUCGGAGAACAUGCCUCCUCCACAAAGUGUUUUCCAUGACCCCUUCUUCCUGGUGGAGACCAUAUGUAUAUGCUGGUUCUCCUUCGAGCUCCUCAUGCGCUUCACUUGCUCGCCCAGCAAGAUGCGCUUCUUCAAGGACGUCAUGAACAUCAUCGAUUUCAGUGCCAUCUUGCCCUAUUUUGUCACUCUGGGAACAGAGCUGGCCAAGGACAACGAUGCUUCUCCAGCCACAUCCCUUGCCAUCAUCAGAGUCAUCAGGCUGGUGAGGGUGUUCAGGAUCUUCAAGUUGUCUCGUCACUCUAAGGGCCUCCAGAUCCUUGGUCAGACGCUGAGGGCCAGCAUGCGCGAGCUGGGCCUGCUUAUCUUCUUCCUGUUUAUUGGCGUCAUCCUCUUCUCCAGCGCCAUCUACUUCGCUGAGGCUGACCACACCAACACGGCCUUCAUCAGUAUACCCCAUGCCUUCUGGUGGGCAGUCGUCACCAUGACCACAGUGGGCUAUGGGGACAUGUACCCAGAGACAGUGUGGGGAAAGAUGGUGGGCUCGAUGUGCGCCAUCGCUGGCGUGCUGACCAUCUCGCUGCCAGUGCCCGUCAUAGUGUCCAACUUUAGCUACUUCUACCAUCGGGAGACUGAAUGCGAGGACCGAACCGAGUACACCCAUGUCCAGACUGGCCUGUGGCACGACGAGGAGCCAGAAGGGGAGGAAAUAGAGGAAGGAGAUGGGGAUCCGGAGGGAGAUUAUUAUGCCAUUGAAGGUAUCUGCAACCCUUUGAAUGGGACCUUGCUGGGUGGACUGUGUACAGGGCAGAGCACAGAGUUCAGAGGAGGAAAUAUGUAUCUGAGGGAACCACUGGUUACUCAAGUGUAGGGAGGAUGAGUGUUGAUUUGUACCAUUUGACAAAGACACAAUAUGAUAAAGUAAAUGAAGCAGAAUGAGUCCUGAAGAAAGAAACUGACCAAGAGAAAAUGGCAAAUCAUGAAGUAAAACCAUAAAUAUAGGGCUAAGAUGGCCACUAAAUGCUUUUUGCUGCCUUCCCUUGUUCAUUUCUAGGUAUUUAUUACAGUGCUCGCCAGCCAAAUGUUGCUGAAAGGCAAUUUUUGUAGAAUAAAGCUUUAAAAAAGCAAGACAAGAGACAGCGAGUUUUAUAUUCUCAGGGUCAUGAUAUAAAUAUAACAUGAGCUGUCAUUUAUUAAUGCUAUCAGCUUGUGUUAGAGAUGAAAAUGACUUUCUGUGCCUCGAAACUCCGACGUCUUAGUGUACUGUCACUUUGUGGCUUAAUGUGUGAAGUGGAAGCAGAUAGAUUAUUGGCAAUAUAGAUGUCAUGUCUCAUCAAAACCCGACCAUACGCCGGCAGGGCCGUCAUUGCGGACAGGCUGGGAUCGCUCGUAAACCAACCCCCACAUUCUCAACAUUCUUCUGUAAGUUAUGUACAAAGUUCACAUUUGUGUAGUUUCGGCUGAUGUGGCCUGAA